ACGCCUGGCCCUGCGAAUUCUACAACAAUUUCAUCACAUAAAUAGUACUCUUCCCUGGUACAUAAGAGGACCCGUGCCAGCGUCCUUAUCUUUGCCCACGACGUCCACCAUGUCUUCCACCUACUCCUCCCAGGAGAAACUGCCUCUCAUCUCCACUCACCCGAAGAAAGGUGAAGGCAAGUAUGUACUUGUUAUUCACGGUGGUGCAGGGACAAUGUCGCGCGAGAAGAGUACGCCUGUACAGCAGGCCGAGUACAAAGCCGUGCUAGCCCAGGCAUUGCGUGCUGGGUACGCCGUACUUGAGCAGGGCGGAGAGGCCAUGGACGCGACAGUUGCGGCCGUUAUGGUCUUAGAAAACUGCCCUCUCUUCAAUGCCGGCAAGGGUGCUGUCUUCAACACGGGCGGAAAGAAUGAGCUCGAGACCUCUAUCAUGCUCUCCAAACCCCCGUCCACCCAUCCCGAAAUCCCAACCAACCGUCGUGGUUUCGCCCUCACCCUCCUCACUCAUACCCGCAACCCCUGCCACCUCGCCCGCACCCUCUAUCUCUCGCCUAAAUCCACCCCACACCCCUUCCUAUCCGGCUCCUAUGCUGAAUCGAUCGGUACCUCUCUCGGUGUACCUACUGUCCCCUCAUCGUAUUUCUUCACUGAAGCUCGCUGGCGCGAACAUCGUCGUGGUCUCGGUCUCCCCGAGGAGCCGCUACCUGAGGGUCAUACUCCGGCAUCCCCUCCCGAACCAUUGAACUUGGAUCAGAUGCCAACCGGAACGGUGGGAGCAGUGGCCUUGGAUAUGAGAGGGUGCAUCUGCGCGGUCACGUCGACGGGAGGGAGGACGAACAAGCAGGUGGGCAGGGUGGGUGACACGCCACACAUGGGAUCAGGGUUUUGGGCGGAAGAGUGGAAGGUCAAGGGACUUUUGCGAAGGACGUGGAACAAGUUUCGCGGGAAGGGGGGUGUCAACGCGCUGGGUGUUUCGGGAACAGGGGACGGCGACUUCUUCAUCAGGCAAAACACAGCAUCGACGAUGGCGAGAAGGAUGCAGUAUCUCGGAGAAUCGGUCACGAAGGCCGCGGACUGGGUCGUGGAGGAUCUCAAGGAGCACGAUGGUGUUGGUGGAGUGAUCGCUUUGGACCAGGAGGGCAACGUUGCGUUGUCUUUGAACUGCCCAGGCAUGUAUCGCGGUGUCAUCAGGGACGAUGGCGUCGCCAAAACCGCCAUCUUCAAUGAUGAAGAACUUAGCUAA
This is a messenger RNA of Stereum hirsutum FP-91666 SS1, 1243 nucleotides long. Its product is annotated as asparaginase. Bases 110 to 1243 code for a protein of 377 amino acids. The transcript has 5 exons. NCBI's taxonomy places the organism in Eukaryota, Fungi, Basidiomycota, Agaricomycetes, Russulales, Stereaceae. Gene Ontology annotation, molecular function: hydrolase activity. The record is from RefSeq and is a predicted model, not a curated record.